CCGCGGCUCCAAGUUUAUCCCGUUUGCAGUCAAGACUUCAGUGACCUCGUACUAUAGCGCUUUUAGCAAGCGGCCAUCUGAGGCCUCUCUGUCGCGAUUCAGGAGGACUAAUCCCCCUGACUGCAGCUAAUCUAGUCAUUAUCAUGUCUUCGCGGGAUUCUGACCGAAUUACUUCUGCGCAGCAAACCUUGGACAUUCUUUAUGACAUUUCGCAAUUGCUAAAUACUCAGCUGGACAAGGAGACGCUGGCAACGUGUGUUGGCAUGAUUGAGAAUGGCGUUAAUCCGGAAGCACUGGCGGCUGUCAUACAAGAACUUCGACGGGAAAGUGCGGCUCUGAAUGCGCAGACGGGUGAUGGGCGAUGAGGACAGACUUUGUGCUGGUCGUAUGGUUUUCUGCUACUCACCGAUGAUACACUCGGCAGGAGAUGGGCUUGGGCCUGAUCAUAGCAUGACAGUUGACCAACAUCAGGUUCAUCAACGUGGUAUCAAUUUUGCUUGGUUAAUCCGACAACUCUGGGUUCAAGUCAGGCACGGAGUCGACGUGUUUUUCAUCGUUUUAUGUGCGAUAUUGCGUGGAACAUGUAGCAAGUAUAUUUAUUGUAUUACUGUAGCAGCAAGUACACUGUAGUGUGUAC
This is a messenger RNA of Serpula lacrymans var. lacrymans S7.9, 637 nucleotides long. RefSeq lists its product as uncharacterized. Gene Ontology annotation, biological process: gamma-tubulin complex localization; microtubule nucleation by interphase microtubule organizing center; mitotic spindle assembly. The record is from RefSeq and is a predicted model, not a curated record. Bases 144 to 365 code for a protein of 73 amino acids. The transcript is spliced from 3 exons. Lineage: Eukaryota; Fungi; Basidiomycota; Agaricomycetes; Boletales; Serpulaceae. Gene Ontology annotation, cellular component: centrosome; interphase microtubule organizing center; gamma-tubulin ring complex.